Molecule: messenger RNA, 903 nt
Organism: Echinostoma caproni
Lineage: Eukaryota; Metazoa; Platyhelminthes; Trematoda; Plagiorchiida; Echinostomatidae
Source: the annotation of a GenBank genome assembly
AUGAAAUCUUUCUCACCUCAGACACUAACCCUUCGGGAUGCAUUCGCGAAAGUCAGAUCUAUUCCUCCCCCAACUAAUACCGCGUUUAUAUCUGCUCAAUGGUGUUUCUUGACAGAUGGAUUUUUCAGUGCCACUCCCGAGGCUAUUGCUUAUCACCAGGCUCUUCGUGUGAAACAAGCGCUUGUGAACCAAGGCAUUCCGGUGGAGUCUCUUACAGUGGUUGAUGCCUGUUCAGGCACUGGAGCCAAUUCCAUACAGUUCGCUUCUGUCGGUUUUCGAGUGAUCGCUAUCGAAGUGGAUCCAACACGGGUAGCAAUGGCUAUGCACAAUGCCGAGGUCUACGGAGUCCGAUCGCAAAUCGAGUUCGUUUGUGCAGACUUUUUCGACUGGGCCCGGGCAGAACUGGGACGAUGCCAGAGUCGGAAUUCACAUACGUCACCACCUUACGCUGCGUUGUUCAUGUCCCCACCGUGGGGUGGUCCGGCCUACCUGGACGAGGAUGUUUUCGAUUUAGACUGGAUCCAGUUUGGACCGCACAAUGCGGCGGUCGGAUGCACGUUCUGGUUCUCUGUUCAACUUGCCAGCCAACUAACUGGUGGCAACGUGCUUCUGUUCUUGCCACGGAAUAGCAAUAUGGCUCAAUUGCCUCUGUUGAGUCAAUGUAUCAAUAGUACAACGUUUUGGUCAACUCCGUCCAAGCUAUCUUUGGAGGUCGAAGUAAAUGUGUUGAACGCGAAAUUCAAGGCGAUUUCCAUCUACUCCAAUUCUCUUUGCUACCGAAGCAAAGGCCGGCGUGAACAGUUAAAGAGCGCUGCGUCACCAGCGGAAGUAGUGAAGUGUACCGCAACAACAACAGAAGUAGCAGUACCCGAUUGUGGAAGCUGCCUGACGGUGGUAGAUUGA